Molecule: messenger RNA, 864 nt
Organism: Talaromyces amestolkiae
Lineage: Eukaryota; Fungi; Ascomycota; Eurotiomycetes; Eurotiales; Trichocomaceae
Exons: 2
Coding region: 1-864 (287 amino acids)
Biological process (GO): mRNA 3'-end processing
Cellular component (GO): mRNA cleavage and polyadenylation specificity factor complex
Molecular function (GO): mRNA binding
Source: RefSeq, a predicted model, not a curated record
AUGGCUCCAGGAAUGGGGAAGAGUGUUUUUCUGGGGAAUAUUCCUUACAAAGAGCAAGUAAAAGAUAUCCUCAGCACAGCCGGCACAGUGACCAAAUUCCGACUCAUGAUGAACCCAGAGACUGGUAAACCCAAAGGUUACGGAUUCGCCGACUUUGCCGAUGCCGAUGCAGCUGCUUCUGCAGUACGCAAUCUGAACGACUACGAAAUAAUGGGACGAAAAAUAAGAGUAGAUUGGCCGCACAACAACGAAAAAGAUUCGAUACCAGAGGAUUAUUCGGAUCCCUACCAACCACAACCUCAAGCGCAACAGCCACCUCAACAACAGAAUCCAAGCUCUCUUCCUCCGCUCCCUCCUGGUGUAGAGAUCCCUCCACACCUAGACUGCCCCAAUGCCAUCUCUCAGACACUAUCCCAGCUUCCACCGAAUCAGCUCCUCGAUGUCCUCUCUCAGAUGAAGUCACUAGCCGUGGCAGACCCCGGACGAGCAACGGAAUUACUCCGGACAGCGCCUCAACUCGCGUACGCAAUAUUCCAAGCUUUGCUCCUUAUGAAUCUAGUCGAUUAUAGCACCCUGGGAUCAGUGGUGGAACAAGCCUCUCAAGCAGCACCAGCUCCUGCAGCCGCGUCAGCCCUAUAUCAACCAUACAGUACUGUUCCCGCACAGGUUUCGACACCUCCUGUUCAGAGCUCCCCAUUUGCGCCUCCGCCCCCCGCUGCUGCACCUCAACAAAUACCCGGUCAAGAAGAGCUGUUGCAGCAAGUACUGAGUAUGCCGCAGUCACAGAUUGAUGCUUUGCCGCCGCUGGAGAGAAGUCAAAUUAUGAUGUUGCGGCAACAGUUGAUGCAGGGUGGUAUGCGAUGA